AGUUGAUAAAUGCUCGAAAACAAACUAUAUUUGCCAUAAAAAGGGGGCAGGUAACACCCCCUGUCUCUUUCGUCAUGAUUCGGUUGAGGGGCUGGUGGUGUCUUCUCUGCCUUUUCACUGUAUCUGAGGUGAAUGCUCGGAUUACAGUGUAUUUGCAUGUGAACUCGGCAAAGCUAGAUAAUUCUACUCUGUUUUAUGACGACUGCUGCAAGGAAGGAGAGUCUCCCUGUAACAAAUGUGGUCUGAACGUACAGCUGUGUAUAAGGCAGGAGAGGGGGACUUGUGAGAAUAGUACGACUGCAUGGAUCAAUAUGAAAGGGUUAGAUGACAUUGUCAUCGGAAAAGACAUCGGCGACAAAGAAAAUCCUUUAAGCAUGGAGGUCGACAAAGUGAUUUCCCCAUCUACAUAUCUACAAGUAACGGUUUACAAUAACGAUUCGACAACAUUAUAUCUAAACCACACAGUAAAGCAGCAGUGGACGAUGGGAAGUCAGUAUCUUCUCGGUGAGAAUACGUACGAGACAUUCUCUGUGAACAGUGGAAAUCACAUACAAGUAGGCCUAACAUCCUGGUAUGUGUGCACGGAGGGCUAUCACGGCGCAGAGUGCAGUGUGUAUUGUCAGGGAAAUCCCAGAAAAUGCGUUGUAAACGGGACGACUUACUGCAGGAACGGGUGGCGAGGAAAAGAUUGUGAUGAAAAUAUUGACGAAUGUGCCGAAGACGUGUGCGCUAACGGUGCAGGAGUAUGCACUGACACAGGGGGUGGUUUCGUAUGUGAUUGUGGUCAACAUAUGUAUGGGAAACAAUGUGUGAUGGACAAUGAUGAAUGUUUGGAUUUCCCUUGUAAUGCAGGUACAUGUAUUAACACCAUAGGAGGAUACAAGUGCAUUUGUCUUCAAGGUACCACUGGUCAAAACUGUGAAUUGUUAGCGUCAUCAACAUGCACGCAAUCCACGUGUAAAAACCAUGGGGCCUGCUCGGUAUUUCAUGAUUUAGCACGGUGCUCCUGUGAGCCAUACUUCCAUGGCCCUGACUGUUCGUUGCAUUGCACGAAGUAUUGCCUUAACGGAGGAUCAUGCAUAAAUGAUGGGAUAUAUCCUAGAUGCAUUUGUUCCCCGGGUUUCAAGGGCGACCACUGUGAAAUACAAGACCUAUGCUUCAAACAUAUUUGUGAUAACAACGCAAUUUGCAGUCAAAAUGGUACUUCGCUAUAUUGCGAAUGUAAGAAACACACAGAUGGGGAUAAAUGUCAGUAUUACGAUCGUUGUUAUGAUAGACCUUGUCAACAUGGUGGUCAGUGCAGCUAUAAAGGCCGUGAAGAGUAUCAAUGCAAUUGCACAGGAAAUUGGACAGGUAAAAACUGCGAGAAUUUUGACUGUGAUGAGGUAAGUCCAUGUCUGCAUGGUGGAACAUGUCGCCAAACAUCUUUGCAAUCUGGUUUUAACUGCACUUGCCGUCCUGGCUACUAUGGUACCUACUGCGAACAAGUUGACGCAUGCUAUAAUAACGGCCACAAAAAUCCUUGUUUACAUGGGUCUAUGUGCAUAAGACAAGGCAGCGAUUUUGAAUGCCAAUGUGUUCCUGGAUUUAUGGGUAAAACAUGUGAACAUAUUGACCAUUGCUUUCGUAGCCAUGCUCCCUGUUUUCAUGGAGGAACUUGUGUCUCAUCUAAACAUCAUCAUGGCGACUACACAUGCAAAUGUACAAGCGCCUGGAUGGGAGAUCAAUGUGAGGAUGAUGUCGACGAAUGCCUUUAUUAUCCAUGCGGAGUCCAGGGUACGUGUAACAAUACAGUAGGUGGAUUCAAAUGUCAAUGCAGCCCUUCCUGGACUGGUGAACAUUGCGAAACACUCAUUGAUUCCUGUAAGGAUAUGCCCUGUAAGAACAAUGGUUCUUGCAGUGAGUUUGGGAAUCUGUAUCUCUGUACCUGCUCACCCCAGUGGAAGGGAAGUCAUUGUGAAACAGAUGUUGAUGAAUGCAGCGACAGUCCGUGCAAAAACAAUGCGACAUGCAAGAAUACGAUCGGGGGAUACAAAUGUGAAUGUAAACCAGGUUUUAACGGUACAUAUUGCGAUGAGGAUAUUGAUGAAUGUGCAAAUGAUAUAGAUCCCUGCGGAAAUACCUCUUUAUGUAUAAACACGUUGGGGUCUUACCAAUGUCAUUACAAUUGUUCUAGUGUGAAAUGUUACCACAACAAACAGUGUCAUCUAAAUGGAGCGUUGCCAAGUUGUCAGUGUUCAAAUAACGGAGACGAUAUGAAGUGGACAGGGCCUGUCUGCGACGAUCGUGACUACUGCGCUGAAAAGAAAUGCGGCAAAAAUUCAGAUUGUAACAACCUGAUCGACGGUUAUAUUUGUCACUACGAUCCAUGUAGUAGCUCUCCCUGUUCAAAUAAUGGAACAUGUCACAAAUAUCACAAUCAUUUUACUUGUAAAUGUGAUCCCGAAUGGACAGGUGUAAAUUGUAGUAUCAUCAACCAUUGUUUCAAUAACUCAUGUCAUCAUGGUCAGUGCGUGAAUAAAAUGUACGUUGAGUUGGGUUAUGAAUGCAAGUGCGAACCUGGAUGGAAAGGCGCAUUUUGUAACGAAACAGACCAUUGUUUUCCAGAGCCAUGCAAUCAGCACGGGAAGUGUAUCAGCUUGAAUAACACCUAUGAAUGUCGGUGCGACUCUAACUGGACUGGGAUCAACUGCGCAAAUGAAAAUUACUGUGAACUAGAGAGACUCAUAUUGGGCGAAAGUCCAUGCCAGAACGAUGGAGAUUGCAGUAAUAAUAUUGAUAAUUCCAAUUACACGUGCAACUGUACAGAAGACUUCUAUGGAGUACAUUGUGAAUUUUCCAAUUACUGCACACAACAACCAUGUAAAAAUGGUGCAACAUGUAGAAAUGAUGAGAUAUCCGGCUAUACGUGUGAGUGUACAAUUGGCUUUAAUGGGACUAAUUGUUCGACGGAGAUUGAUUACUGUUUAAAUAGUCCAUGUCAGCACAACGGGACGUGCAGUUCUCGGCGAUACGGAUACUACUGCCAUUGUGUCAGCGGAUACAUAGGGAGGGAAUGUCAAGAUGAUUUGGACGAAUGCAAACUAGACUACUGUCCACCGGCAUCUACCUGUUACAAUACAAUUGGUGGAUUUAAGUGUGCCUGGGAAUCCCAAAGUGGACGAACCCGAAGAUCAAAAAAAGAAUUCAGACAAAAUCUGAUCUUGUCUGAUAAGGUUAGAUCUCUUCCCCUGUCUUCUUUACUGAAAUACAUCAGAUUCCUCGUACAGUCCACAGCAUGCGGUACAACCGGGAGGUUUCAGCCUUUAGACAUCAUUGUUGACAGUAUCGGUAUAGAAUUUGACUACAUAGUGAGCUGUCCUCAGACUGCGAUCUCCCGAAAUCUCUGGAGCAUGAAUGAAGAUACACGUUCCCUCAUGCGAGACGUCUGCCCUGACAAUGUCUGUGUUACGCUUGUGGACUCUAUCAUUGUCUGAAAACUGUUAUACAGAAAGAUUAUUCAGUAAAUGAAUGCAUUUCAAUAUAGGUCCCAUAGAGAAAUAUAAUUUUAAUUCAAGAAAACGAUAAUUUAAAAAUGAAAUUCGUACAUGAAUAAGAGAGCUUUAACAUUGGAUACAUAGGAUUAGUUCACAAAUUCUUGAUAGAUUUUUGCUGGCGUUUUAUUUUAUGACGAGAUAGAUCAAAAUCUAUCACCGAGUGCAUAUGUUAUCUGAUAUGAAAUGAACGUUUCUGAAGCAUUCUCUGUAACUCAGCUGUGAUUAUUGGAUAUGACUGAUGCAUCAAUGAAUACAAAAUACAUGUAAACAUUAAGAUAAAUUGAGAGAUCGAUAAAUUUGAACAUUUUCUUGAAGUAUUUGAUAUUGAUGAGAAUAAUGAAUAAAAUGAUCAAAUCAAAA
Ostrea edulis (European flat oyster) is the source of this 3896-nucleotide messenger RNA. RefSeq names its product neurogenic locus notch homolog protein 1-like. The coding region runs from base 75 to 3476 and encodes 1133 amino acids. The transcript is spliced from 8 exons. Gene Ontology annotation, cellular component: protein-containing complex; plasma membrane. Lineage: Eukaryota; Metazoa; Mollusca; Bivalvia; Ostreida; Ostreidae. Gene Ontology annotation, molecular function: calcium ion binding. The record is from RefSeq and is a predicted model, not a curated record. Gene Ontology annotation, biological process: establishment or maintenance of epithelial cell apical/basal polarity; cell communication; heterophilic cell-cell adhesion.